AUGACCUGCUAUGAGGGAUGGACGUCCUGCAAUGGGGUCUCCCUGCUGAUCCUCCUCAUCUUGGGAGUGGCUCUCAACGCGGUACCUCUGAUUUUCAGCUUAACUGAGGAAGACCGAUUUCCCCAAAAUCCCGUCUCUUGCUUUGAGUGGUGGUUCCCAGGAAUUAUAGGAGCAGGUGUGAUGGUCAUUCCAGCAACGAUAAUGUCCUUGGCAGCAAGAAAAAGAGCGUGCUGCAACAACAGUGUCGGGAUGUUUCUUUCAUCGCUCUUCAGUAUAAUCACAGUCAUUGGUGCUGUGUAUUGCAUUUGGGUGUCUUUCCUGGCUCUCUUAGAAGGUCCUCUUGUGUGUAACUCCCAAGGCAACAGUACUGCCAAUUGUCAAUUUUCAUUCACAAACUUAAGUGACAUUCAUCGAGAAUCCUUCGAGCUGCAGUGGUUCCUCAAUAACUCCUGUGUUAUUGAAAUUCUUAGCAGUUUCAAUAACCCCACCAGCAGUGACAUCACGGCCCAACAUACAAUUAUUCACUUCUCAGUAUUUUUAGGUCUAUUGCUUGUUGGAAUCCUUGAAGUCCUGUUUGGGCUCAGUCAGAUCAUCAUUGGUUUCCUUGGCUGUCUGUGUGGAGUCUCUAAGAGAAGUCGAGUUGUGUAGUUUAAUGGGAAUAAAAUGGAAGUACCAGUAGU
Molecule: messenger RNA, 680 nt
Organism: Propithecus coquereli (Coquerel's sifaka)
Lineage: Eukaryota; Metazoa; Chordata; Mammalia; Primates; Indriidae
Gene: TM4SF20
Product: transmembrane 4 L six family member 20
Exons: 4
Coding region: 1-648 (215 amino acids)
Cellular component (GO): membrane
Source: RefSeq, a predicted model, not a curated record